Messenger RNA from Diplodia corticola, 1146 nucleotides. RefSeq lists its product as uncharacterized. The record is from RefSeq and is a predicted model, not a curated record. Bases 1 to 1146 code for a protein of 381 amino acids. The transcript is spliced from 3 exons. Lineage: Eukaryota; Fungi; Ascomycota; Dothideomycetes; Botryosphaeriales; Botryosphaeriaceae.
AUGAGGAGACGAGCAGCAUCGGCACCCUUGACCAGCCAAAAACGCACCGACACAACGUUCUACCUUAGCGUCGGCAUUCGUCAGAGUCACUGCGCCGAUAUUCCUCUUGGAGUCCAUCAUCUUUGGGCAGAGGAUUACUCCUACUCUACAGCACUAAACAACGUAGCGAUCAUUUCUCUCCGUCUCGGUGCACAUCAUCAAGAGACUAUCGAGAGACUACAUGUGCACUACGCAGGAUCUCCGCCCUACAAAGCUGGGCUGAGGGUGCUCCCAUCCUCGCUUGCCAGAGAAAGGGCUGCGGUGCUUCCCGUCCUCCCCUUCACUGUUGACAAUCCAUGCUGGGCCGAACCAGUGCUGGAAACCAUGUCCCACCAGCACACAGCGAAACUAGCUCAGGGGUGCAGUAAUAUCAGCGACGAAGACCCAGAGAACAUCGUAGAGACGGUUAAAGUUGCGACUUGCGAACAGCUAUCUUCAGUCGGCUCACUGACACUCUUUGGGGGGAAUCUACCUCAGGACGCAUCAGCCAGCCAAGCCAACGGCCAUUGCAAGUGUGCCAGAAACGAGGCUAUAUCAGACUGCCUAAUCCUUCGAAUCGAUGCUUCACAGUUGCCUUUCCAUCCCUUGAAGCCAGCGAAAAUCAUACAAAGAACACCAACUUCUUCACAACAUGCAUCGCCUUCCCUCCUUACUACCUCACCACCCCGCAGCAUUGCCGGCCAUAGCAAUAGCGGAUCAAAUACCAUACUCUCAGAUGGCAUGGAUGAUGUACUCAGGUUGCUCAUUACGAAGGUCUCGCUCUGCUGUCCGCAGCCCGCCUCUUCCACGCCGCUUUUGCGACCCGAUGCCUCGAAGAAUGAUAACCAGCAAAACAUCGAGAUCGGGCCCAAAAAUCACCAUGAGGUACUGGACACCAAGCAGAUGAUGCUACCCAGGUACAACUGGGUUCAGGACAUGUGCUACCAUGCGCAGAUGGCGCGCGAGCAGCAGAAAGUUGAGAUGAAUCAUGAGCAAUGGCUGAUGACUCUCAAUCUCACAGUUCCUCAAGUCGAGCAAUUCUUCUACCCUGCCCAACCCUCCUCACAAACGUAUUCGGUCCUCUUUGAACGCCGAGACAACGGGGCUUCUACCGGACUUCGUGCUUGA